AUGGAAGCCAAACUUGCCAAUGGCUUAAAAUUAUUGUACAUACCAAAAAAAACAAGGAUCAGUUCCGGUCUUGGUGAUCGGCUUCCAGAGGCAUAUAAGAAAUUUUAUAAGGAAUGGCGUCACAAAGUUCCUGAACCAGUUUAUUACAAAGCUACACCAGGAAAAUGGACUAAAGACGAGAAAACUGGCGCGGUGAUUCCUGUUCAGAACAUACCAAUUCCUUUGAAGUAUCCAAAAACAAUGCAUUCUGGUAUUUGGGGAGGAGAAGCUGUAGUUCAAGGUUUCAAACAAAAUGGUAAUAAAUAUAAGAGUCGUGUUCCACAUUUUUGGACACCAACACUAAAAAAAUCAGUGGUCUACAGUGAAAUUCUAAAUAAGUACAUGUCAACUACUGUGACUGAAAAGGCCCUAGAUGUUAUCAAUAAGAAUUAUGGUUUAGACCAUUAUCUACUGAAAACAGCUGCAUGUGACUUGAGGACCACUUUAAGUUUAAAAAUUAAACGUCACAUUUUAAUGGCUCUAAGAGACAAGACUUUGUAUGCAGAUGAUAAAGUAAAACAACAAGAAGUGUACGACAAAUAUAAACACUACUUAAAGGAUUACACCCAUGAAGAAAUUGAAUGGUAUGGUUUAACAUUUUCUGAGGCUUUACUUAAGAUGCAAGAUAUAGAUGAAUUAAACGAAAAGAAAGCGCCAUUAAAGGCAAAAUAUAGACUGGAAUUGAUAGAGGAAUUGAAAAAUAGUAAUGAAACAGUAGAAGAGGAUAAAAGUUGGUUGAAUAAACUUAAUCCUUUUAAUUAG
Messenger RNA from Macrosiphum euphorbiae (potato aphid), 801 nucleotides. Lineage: Eukaryota; Metazoa; Arthropoda; Insecta; Hemiptera; Aphididae. The record is from the annotation of a GenBank genome assembly.